AUGCUCCCACGCGCAGUACUCUCGGUGCUCCUUCUCGCCGCGGCCGCGCUCGCCGCGCCCCGCGGUGUCUGCUACGACGCCUACAACUCGGACAGUGCGUCGGCGCACUUUGCGUCGAUCGCGACGCGCUUUGACGCGGUCCGGACGUACCAAACGUGGACGCACAACAGCAAUCUCAUUGACAUUGCGGCGCGCAACGGGCUCGCCAUGUACCCGGGCAUCUGGCUCCGCGGCAACGGCGUCGACUUUUGGGCCGACCUCCGCGCCGCCGUCGACGGCACCAAGCGCAACCCGGGCACGGUCAAGGCCGUCUUUGUCGGCAAUGAAGAUUUGAGCAACAACUGGAACGCCGGCGCCCUCCUCGACAAGAUCAACCAAGCCAAGAACGCGUUUCGGGAUGCCGGUCUCGGCUACGUCCGCAUCGGGACGGUCCAGACCGACGGCGACUGGCUCAACAACAACAACGCGUGGCUCGCGGACCACGUCGACGUCGUCGGUGUCAACAUUUACCCGUUCUUUGGGUCCCACCCCGACUCGUGGAACAACCCGGUCAAGGACCUCGACGCGCGCUGGAACGCCAUGACCAACCGGUUUGGCAGUAAAGUGCUCUUGACCGAAACGGGCUGGCCGGACGCCGGUGGGAACGUCGGUGCGCACGUCUCCAACUGGCAGAACGCGCAAAACUACUUUCGCAGCGCGCAGUCAUGGAUGGACGGCAACAAGGGCGGCGAGCUGCCCACGUACUUCAUGUACCACGACAACCGCGGCAAGCCCAACUACGAAGGCCACUUUGCCUUGGCCGAGCCCAGCGGGCAGUGGAAGUUUGAGUUCAACGCCAAGAAGAAUCCGUCCAACAACAAUGGUGGCGGCAACGGCAACAACGACGGCGACAAGCCCGCGGGCCAGUUCCAGCUCAUGACGAGCCGCGGCAAGGCGCUCCGUGAAUGGUACGGUGGACUCGCGGCCAAGGACAACAACAAUGACGCGUACACCAAGUGGACGUACGAUGCCAACGCACAGACGCUCAAGAACGAAGGCGCCAACAAGUGCCUUGACGCGUACAUGGACGGCAACAACGUCAAGGUGCACCUCUACAACUGCGACGGCAACAACUCGAACCAGAAAUGGCGCCUCGUUGGCGGCAAGGUCGUCCACGCGCGCUUCGCCAACGUCUGUCUCGACGCCGAUGCCAACGACCCGAACGAAGGGGUCCAAAACUGGGCGUGCGUCGACAACAACUCGAACCAGGUCUUCAAGAUCUCGACAGGCGGCAGUGGCGGUCGUGUCGCGCUCACGGUCCGCAGCUUGAAUCGCGUCUUUGCGAUCGGGUCCAACGACCAAGUGCUCUUCCGGUCGCCCCAAGGCAGCAUCCAGAGCGACACCAACGCGCUCUGGACGCUCGACAGCAACACACUGGUCAAGUCGGCGGCGAAUGGCCAGUGCUUGGACGCGUGGGAGGCCAAGAACGGCGGUGGUGUCCACACGUGGAACUGCGACGGCAACAACGCCAACCAGAAAUGGAACUACGACGCCAGCACCAAGCAGCUCCGCCACGCGACGCACAACGGGUUCUGCCUCGACAUGGGCUCCGAGAACGGCGACCACCCGCAGCUAUGGCAGUGCCACCCCGCGAAUGACUACUGGGCCAAGUUCCAGCAGUACGCCCAGGAAAGCUAA
Saprolegnia diclina VS20 is the source of this 1677-nucleotide messenger RNA. RefSeq lists its product as hypothetical. Lineage: Eukaryota; Oomycota; Saprolegniomycetes; Saprolegniales; Saprolegniaceae. Bases 1 to 1677 code for a protein of 558 amino acids. The transcript has a single exon. The record is from RefSeq and is a predicted model, not a curated record.